This is a messenger RNA of Vitis vinifera (wine grape), 2282 nucleotides long. Its product is annotated as protein yippee-like. NCBI's taxonomy places the organism in Eukaryota, Viridiplantae, Streptophyta, Magnoliopsida, Vitales, Vitaceae. The record is from RefSeq and is a predicted model, not a curated record. The coding region runs from base 1775 to 2131 and encodes 118 amino acids. Gene Ontology annotation, cellular component: ubiquitin ligase complex. The transcript has 6 exons.
UUCUCUCUUCGUAUUUAUUUCUCAAUGUUGAAGAUGUGUGAUUUGUUUCUGAAAAUGUUUGAAAGAUCUUUAAUAUCUUCAUUUCUGAUUUUUUUUUUUUUUCAUUUAUGCUUCUGGAUAUACAUCAAUUGUUGUAGAAUUAGGGUUUUCAAUGCUGCUUGAGGAACUAGGGUUUUAAAACGACAGCCACAUACUCAACUAGUGUUUAUUCAACUGCCAUAAUUUUGAAAUGCUAUGUAAGUUGAAGACUGGAACAUUAAGUAUUCACAUCAUCCUUUAAAACGAUGGCCACAUUUGAAAACCGAGUUGUUAUCAAUUGAUGGAGAUGUUGUCCCCUUUCUUUCCACAUUGAUCUUAUUUAUUGUUGGAAUUAGCCAAUAUGGGGGCCGGCCCUUGUUUGCAUAGGUUUGCCCAUCGCACUCUGCAUUGCCCUAACUGGAUGUAGGCAGUACACAUUAUUAGGGCCGGCCCUUGCAUUUCGAGGCUGGUCAGUCCACCAUUUGUAAAUAGCAUAAUUUGAUGUUGGCAGAAUGCAAUAUAAGAGCCGACCCCUUAUAUGAGGGCAUGGCCCUGUCCCCUAAGGAAAUUGGACUGUUUCAAAAUUUUUCUAUAUUUGUUAUCUCUCACCUCUAGGAAUUAAAGUAGUCUAUUCCGUUCCUUAAACACAACACACCAACGACCUGUUUACUUUCAGUGAUCCUUAACAUCCACUAACCAUUUUACUUUCUCACAUUUGAUUGUUGUCUAUAUUUGCAAGCCCUCGCCUUUUUCAUUUGGGGUUAGGGUUUUUUUGUUCUUUUUUUUUUUUUUCAUCUUUUCAUUUAUUUUUCUCAUUUUUACAUUUCAAUCCAACAUGGAUCGCUCAUGCAGCAUUGUCUUAUGUGGCAAUGGGUUAUGUGAAUAUUUCAACUUGGAUGACAUAAGCCUGAUUGUGUGGCAAACUACUUAAAUAAGAAGAGGCAAUUGCAAAUUAUAUACAGGUUCCUGUUUGGACUGCAGUUUAAGGAAUCCUUUCAUCAUAUUGUCCACUUGUUAUGAAAAGGGAAUCUUUGGGUUCAUAAAAAAUGAGUCUCUUUAAAGCAGUCAUAUCCUCCUUCAUUGUUCCAAAACAGUCAUGCUAUGGUAGUUAAUUUUUGCUUUGUUCGACGUUCGGUGAGUGAUGCCCUCAAUUAAAGAUGUACUUCUUAGUUGACAUGGAUCUUUUGUGGGAAAGAAAAGAAAGAAAGCGUGAAGAGCAACUCCUUUAUGUUUAUUUUGGACCUUAUAGAAGGAGAGAAAUAGGAGAGCUUUUUUUAAAACACCAUGAAAGCGAAUUAAGCAAUUAAAUAAUCUUUUAUGUACAUGUUCUUGGAUUGGGUUAAGGAGCACAUAGGAGAUAACUCCUUAUUUUUGUUUGACCUUAUUGUUUGGUUGAGUUGAAAGUAAGGUGAGGGUGUUGUUUCUUGUGUUCCCCUUUGCAUUUUUGGCCUUUAGCACCUUUUAUACACCGUGUGCACUUUUGUGCACCCUUUGGGUAGAUGCUUUUAAUACAUUUGUGAUCACCUAUACAAAUAUUGCAUUUUUUUGAACAAGGUAUGGUUGCAUAAUUUCCCUAAUAAAAUAAGGAAAAAAAGCCAUAGUGUACACUUCUUGUCAGGUUGUCCUUUUGCAGAGAAAAGGUUAUAUAUUAGCAAUUGGGUUGUUUAUUUGAGAGCUGAGAGCUUUUCUCUGUAUAUAUUUUUCUUCUCAAGUGCAGUGCAGCAGCAUCACCCGAUUGUUGUGGGUGGAUUGAGAAAUGGGGAGUGUGGUCAAUCUUGAGGGCAAGAUCUACAGCUGCAAGCACUGCCGGACCCAUCUUGCUCUCAGUGAGGACAUCAUUUCCAAGUCUUUCCACACCGUGAAUGGAAAAGCUUAUCUCUUCAAUAAAGUUGUGAAUAUCUCUGUUGGAGUGCAUGAAGAGAAGAUGAUGAUGACAGGAAUGUACACUGUUGCUGACAUUUUCUGUGUUGGGUGUGGAUCCAUUGUAGGAUGGAGAUACGAGACUGCCCAUGAAAAGGCCCAGAAGUACAAAGAAGGAAAGUCUGUCCUUCAACGGAUUAAGAUAUCGGGCCCUGACGGAAGCAACUACGGAAGUGAUGCAGAUGACGCUUGAUUGAUCUUUAUUUUAAAAUGUACGUUCUUUUAACCCCUACCAUUUUUAUUUGACUCUUGGAUUCUGGAAUUGGCAAUUUCUCAUUUCAGUGGUUUUCCUGGCUUGUGCUCAGCUUGACCUAAUAAAAUGGAUGCAGGCUUUAUAUUGUUCA